Molecule: messenger RNA, 1453 nt
Organism: Hibiscus syriacus
Lineage: Eukaryota; Viridiplantae; Streptophyta; Magnoliopsida; Malvales; Malvaceae
Product: myb family transcription factor IPN2-like
Exons: 6
Coding region: 158-1210 (350 amino acids)
Molecular function (GO): DNA binding; DNA-binding transcription factor activity
Source: RefSeq, a predicted model, not a curated record
UUGAUUCCCUUUUUUAUUGUAGUUGAGAGCCAACGAACGAACCCAAAGCAACCCUCUCUCGCUUAUCUUCGUCAAAAGAACGCACCCUAUUCUUCCCUAUUUGCAUAUCGCAUUUGUUCUUGAAUCUCAUCCUAUUCUCACAGCCGCUCGUGAGAGAAUGUUCCAACCAAAGAAGCCUUCAACUAUGAAUUCCCAUGAUAGACCAAUGUCUGUUCAAGGCGACUCCGGUCUCGUUCUCACCACCGACCCCAAGCCUCGCCUGCGUUGGACCGUCGAACUUCACGAACGCUUCGUCGAUGCCGUUACUCAGCUCGGAGGCCCCGACAAGGCGACUCCCAAAACAAUCAUGAGAGUUAUGGGUGUGAAGGGUCUUACGCUUUACCACCUCAAGAGCCAUCUCCAGAAAUUCAGACUCGGAAAGCAACCUCACAAGGAACUAAAUGAUCACUCUAUUAAAGAUGGGGCGUUAGAUCUUCAAAGAAAUACUGCAUCUUCCUCCGGCAUGAUGGCUCGUAGCAUGAACGAGAUGCAAAUGGAAGUGCAGAGAAGACUUCAUGAGCAAUUGGAGGUUCAAAGACACCUUCAAUUGAGGAUCGAAGCUCAAGGCAAGUAUAUGCAGUCCAUACUGGAAAAAGCUUGUCAAACACUAGCCGGAGAAAACAUGGCUUCCGGAGGCUACAAAGGAAUGGGAAAUCAGGGUGUUUCCGAUCUCGGAACGAUGAAAGAUUUAGGUCCCCUUAAUUUUCCAUCGUUCCAAGACCUCAACAUUUAUGGGGGUGACCAACUUGAACUCCAACACAACAUAGAUAGACCGUUGCUUGAUGGCUUCAUUUCGAAUAAUGAUAACACUUGCCUCGAAAAGAAGCGGUCGAGCCCUUAUAGUGGUAGCGGGAAGAGUCCUUUGAUUUGGUCCGAUGAGCUCCGACUGCAAGACUUGGGAACGGCUCCGACAUGUCUAGGACCUCAAGACGAUCCUUUCAAAACCGACCAGAUUCAACUCGCACCCCCGAAUACCGAGCUAGACAGUAUAUCGGAGAUUUAUGAUGCAAAGCCGGUGCUGUCUGACGACGGCAUCGGUGAAAAGAAGUUCGAAGCAUCGGCUAAGCUGGAAAGGCCAUCUCCAAGGAGGGCAUCACUUCAGGCAGAGAGGAUGAACCCUAUGAUAAAUAGUGCUAGUGUUGCACAAGGGAGAAAUUCACCAUUUGCGUGAUCAAUGGCUAACAUAUAUAUUUGAUUUAUUAUUAGACUUAAAGGUUAAUUAAUUAUACUCCCUCUGAGUCUGAUAUAUGAUUAGGGUAUUAGUUAACUACAAUAGGAUUUUGCCUGAGGUAUAUGAUAAUGCAUGCGCCAUGCAUGCCAAUCUUAAUUUCUUACAUAAAUUAAUCGUUAUGAGUUUGAUACAUCAAUUUGUACUUCCCCAUCAUCCGAAUUAUAUGAUAUUAGUAAUUUUAUA